Messenger RNA from Camponotus floridanus (Florida carpenter ant), 1044 nucleotides. RefSeq names its product 28S ribosomal protein S15, mitochondrial (gene bonsai). The record is from RefSeq and is a predicted model, not a curated record. Gene Ontology annotation, molecular function: structural constituent of ribosome. Bases 211 to 1029 code for a protein of 272 amino acids. The transcript has 4 exons. Gene Ontology annotation, cellular component: ribosome. Lineage: Eukaryota; Metazoa; Arthropoda; Insecta; Hymenoptera; Formicidae. Gene Ontology annotation, biological process: translation.
AAUGGAAAUUGCCGCGAUUGUCAAAUAAUUAAUUUAUGUAGAGGAGUUUUUAUGUAGAGGAGGGAGGCAGGGUUCGAGUCUCCGCUAAUAGGGUUUGAAUCUCGGUUGAGCAAGUUCGAUGAUGGCAGAUGGGUUAAGAAUACUUAAGAAUCGCUGGCUAGAGCCUGGCAAGUGCGAUUAAUAAAAAGAAAAAAAAAGAACGACACGAAUAUGAAUAUAAUUAUCAAUAAUUAUACUCGAACAGUCGCAAGUCUUUUUAGAGAUGCUGGUAAUUUUUCGAGAAGAUACGCUGUUUCUAUAGCCGACUAUAAGAUCAACUGGACGCGACCUGAACAACCCUCAGAGUUGUCGCCUGAGAGAUCUGGCGACCUGGGAUUAGACGUCGGCGUCAAGCCAACGGAUUUUGCCAAGUAUUACUCUGAGUCAGGUGAAUUGAAAGAUGCCAGCGACAUUGUUAAAAAAAUGUUCACCUUACAAUUUCAACCCUUCAAAAGUACAAAAUACUUGAGAAAGGUCAAAACUGUGGACUUCGUAAGGAGGAAUGAAUUGGACAGAUCAUCACCGGAGGCUCAAAUCGCUUUUUACACUAGCAAAAUACUUAGAUUGCAAGAACAUGUGAAAAAACAUCCUCACCAUUCGACUGCGAGAGUAGAUUUGAAAGAAGCGAUUGACAAGCGAAGGAAACAGUUGAAACAUUUACGAACCUGGGAUUACAAGCGCUUUGAAUGGGUUUUAGAGAAACUCAAUCUUAUUUAUAAACCACUACCCGAGCCACCAAAGCAGAUUGCUAGAAAAGAAUCUAUAAGACGAUUGACAGAAAAGCAUUGUGAUAGACUCGUGCAGGAUAAAUUAAAUAAUUACAAAGGAGAAUUGAAAAUGUUACAAAAGCAAUUUUAUGUAGAGAAGGCAGAGAAGCUCGCGUUUAUUAGGGAGGAAGAAUUAGCUUGUGGAUUAGAGCCAACAGUGAGUGAAAAGGACAUUGAAGAAGCUAAGAAAAAAGCAAAGGAAUGUCAAACAAAAGAAAUGUAAAAAAAUAAUAAAUAU